AUGCCGGCCGAAGUGCCGGUAUAUGUGUUGAUGGGAACGUGCGGUUGCGGUAAAACCACUUACGCCGAGGCACUGGUCAAAGAGUUUGGCUGUCAUUCUAUAGAAGGCGAUCGCUUACACCCGACGGCUAACGUCGACAAAAUGUCGGCCGGAAUACCGCUGACCGACGACGACCGGUGGGGUUGGCUGUCAGACAUUCGCCACACUUAUGUGCAAAAGGCAUCGCAAAUAGUGGCACAGGGACUGAGCGGCACGAGUGGCCUCAUUAUAGUCACCUGUUCCGCUCUGCGGUUAGUUUACAGGGAUUUACUGCGAGAUGUGCCCAAAGGGUCGUGUCGUGUGGUGUUUGUCUACUUGAAGGGUAGCUACGAGUUGAUCGACACUUGA
This is a messenger RNA of Medioppia subpectinata, 387 nucleotides long. The record is from the annotation of a GenBank genome assembly. Lineage: Eukaryota; Metazoa; Arthropoda; Arachnida; Sarcoptiformes; Oppiidae.